Serinus canaria (Common canary) is the source of this 517-nucleotide messenger RNA. Its product is annotated as histone H2B 7. Lineage: Eukaryota; Metazoa; Chordata; Aves; Passeriformes; Fringillidae. Bases 37 to 417 code for a protein of 126 amino acids. Gene Ontology annotation, molecular function: protein heterodimerization activity; DNA binding; structural constituent of chromatin. The record is from RefSeq and is a predicted model, not a curated record. Gene Ontology annotation, cellular component: nucleosome. The transcript has a single exon.
GUGCUACAGUGAAGAUCCUGAAACAAAACCUUAAGGAUGCCUGAGCCGGCGAAAUCUGCUCCAGCGCCGAAGAAAGGUUCCAAGAAGGCGGUCACUAAGACGCAGAAGAAAGGUGACAAGAAGCGUAAGAGGGCAAGGAAAGAGAGCUACUCCAUCUACGUGUACAAGGUGCUGAAGCAGGUGCACCCCGACACGGGCAUCUCGUCCAAGGCCAUGAGUAUCAUGAAUUCUUUCGUCAACGACAUCUUCGAGCGCAUCGCGGGCGAGGCCUCCCGCCUGGCGCACUACAACAAGCGCUCCACCAUCACGUCGCGGGAGAUCCAGACGGCCGUGCGCCUGCUGCUGCCCGGCGAGCUGGCCAAGCACGCCGUCUCCGAGGGCACCAAGGCUGUCACCAAGUACACCAGCUCCAAGUAAAAGGAUAGUAAAUUAUAAACCAAACGGCUCUUUUAAGAGCCACCACACGUUCGUAAUAAGAGCUGUGAUUGCAAUUUUUUUUUUUUUUUUUAAUGUGGAC